GUCGGUGACUGCGGGUGGAGCUUUCGUUGUCAUCUUGUUGCGAAAAUAUUCCAGUGUUCAGGGUUCUUCAAUACAACUGUCGUAGUAGUCGCGUAGGGCCUCUACUAACUGCGCAUCAGUGCCGAGAGCGUGCGCAAUCGCUAGCCUGGUUGAGCUGGUGUUGCUGUAGGCCGACGCUCGACCCACUUGUUGCACGGUGGCGUUCGACGCGAAAAUCAUAUUAUUGCCUUCAGCCUGCCCUCUCCCAGUGUCCAAAGCAUUCGAGUCGUUACUCGAGACUUCUCCGCCUUAACUCGCCCAGUACGUUCAGGACUACGAGGGUUUGUCACGCAAUUGUCGUCUAGUCAUCGACCAUGAACUGGCUUGCCUCCCUCUUCUCCGGUGGCAACAAGCAAUCUUCGAGAAGAGGACAGGCAAUGUCCACAACUCAAGAAGCCUUCUCCCUCCCAACGUCUACCCCCCACCUCAACCCUCUUACCGACCCUUACCCUUACAACUCGGACGGUCUUCGCACGGCAAGCCCUCUCAGUCCUUCGUACACUUACCCACCCCAGUCACCCACCGGUUCGUACUCUUAUGUGCCGACGUCUUCCGGUUCACGGUCACGACCAGCUUCCUUACUUCCCCUUCACCACGCACCCUACACGGAUGCUCUAACACCUCCCCCUCCCUACCCACCUCUAGGCCAUACUUGGAAUCGGUUAAAGCUCUGGCUCGCUCGCGAGUACCCAGAGCUAGGUGACACCCUCAACUAUGGUAUUCUUCCUCAGGAUCUGGCACAAAUCGAGAUGCAAUUUGGCUUUGCUCUCCCAGCUCCAGUCCGGGAAUCUUACCUAGCCGUUGAUGGUCAGGAAGCAGAGUCAUCUGCAGGGUGCUCUGACGAUGUCUUUGAGGAGUGGCGAUUCUGGAGAGAAGUGGAUGAGGAUCCUACAACCGGUGCGAAUACCCGUCUUCGUGACCUCAUGAAGUCGAUACCCGAUGGUUGGGUGCGCAAGGAGUACUCUCAAAGGGGCUGGAUACCCCUCAUUGCCGACAAAGCCGGAAACUACAUUGGCGUGGAUCUCAACCCUGGCGAAGGUGGAAGUAUCGGUCAGGUAAUUGUCUUCGGCAGAGAUUUCGACACAAAGGUGGUACUUUGGCGCGGUGACGGUCCUGGAGGAUGGGCGACAUGGUUGGCAAGUUUUAUGGACGAGUUGGAGAGCGGUGAAGGUUUCGAACUUGGUCACGGAAAUAGCGAGAGCGAGGGAAGUGAAGAUGAUAUCGGCUACGAGAACUACUUUCAUGAUGGGACCGGGGGAGGUCAGGGUGACAGUGGUGGCGAAGCAGGUGUCGGUGGCUGGCGUUUGACUGGUGAAUACAGAGGGUGGAGUCCCAUCGAAGCCUGGGCUGAUAAAAGCGUCAAGAAGUGGCGAGAGGCAGGACUACUUACCAAGGAUCCGUCGUCAACCACCAAGGGCAAGGUGCCCGAAAACCAUGGUCUGCGUGUCCUCGACCUUUCUGAGUCAUGUGCUGUCGUGCCCAUACCAGUCCUGGGAGACAAGUCAGACGAGGAACCUGCCGCCCUCCCCGAAGUAACCAAAGCGGCGGCCAAGCCACCGCUUCCCACCAUUUCGAUCACGAAACCUCCACCGCCGUUACCCAUCAGUGUCCCGACAGUUAGCGAUGUCGUUCCAUUACCUUCUCCACCAGAUUCACAACGCUCUUCUACUGACGAUCUAGAGGCUGGACGUGCUCUUGGUUACCGAGAGUCGCUGGAUGACAGCGCACAUCCUCGACAGAUGUUGCAUCCUCUAAUUACUGAGGUGACCGGGCCUCCAAAAGUGAGAUCGACUGCACCCGCUGUUAUCGACGACCUUCUUGCAGACUCGACCCCGCUGGAAGCUGUCCCCUCUAUAAGUCCGGCGAAGGAGUCCGAAACUGGUCCCCCCGAUGUUCCCGAUUUAGAGGCAAAUUUGCCAACCCAACCAGAAGUCGAGGAACCGGCAGGUGCGACAAUCCGGUUGGUUAGCGAAGGACAUCUUCCUGCGGUGGACUCCUUUCCCCUUGCUAAUGAAGACAAGGAACCUAUGGAUUCUACAGAAUCACAAUCACAGCAAAAUGUGACUCACAAAAAGAACGGUUCAAGCCCGUCAUCGGAUCGCAAAAGAUUUAGCAUUCCAGAUCUGCAUCACGAGAGGGACUCGUCAGGCACUCAUAGCACAAAGAGCGAUGACACUCCCAAGCCUUCCGACGGCACAUUCACGCUUUAAUAUUUUUCAACCUCGAACUGACACACACGAGCUUCGUGUUCAGGGCUUUGCACUACUUUCUACUUCAUUGUGACACUUGGCCCUGUUAAUAGUCUUUCAUUGUUUUUCUCAUCCGUUACACUGUUUGACUUGGCAUUGUCGACAUGACCACCUACCGACCAUUGCAUUUCUCUCUCUCUCCCUUUUCAUCGUGGCCCUAUACCCACUCGCGUGACUACAGAACAAUACGACGUGCUACGCGUUGUUUAUAAUAUAUGCAUUAGUUCUCCAUUGAACGGUUCUUGCACAUCAAUGUUGCGUUGAUUUCAAUAUUUUCUG
Pisolithus orientalis is the source of this 2567-nucleotide messenger RNA. RefSeq lists its product as uncharacterized. The transcript has 4 exons. The record is from RefSeq and is a predicted model, not a curated record. Gene Ontology annotation, biological process: regulation of fungal-type cell wall biogenesis. Gene Ontology annotation, cellular component: mating projection tip. Bases 354 to 2249 code for a protein of 631 amino acids. NCBI's taxonomy places the organism in Eukaryota, Fungi, Basidiomycota, Agaricomycetes, Boletales, Pisolithaceae.